Messenger RNA from Cephus cinctus (wheat stem sawfly), 882 nucleotides. RefSeq lists its product as uncharacterized. The record is from RefSeq and is a predicted model, not a curated record. Lineage: Eukaryota; Metazoa; Arthropoda; Insecta; Hymenoptera; Cephidae. The coding region runs from base 1 to 882 and encodes 293 amino acids. The transcript is spliced from 2 exons.
AUGAAUCUUGAUUGGGUACUAGAACGCGAAAAUAAACUAGAAAACGAAAAUCUUAUCACGGAACAAAAAGCAGACAGAUUGACCCUAGAAUUGUCUCCCGAAUCGUUAAUGUCCAUUUUAGAAGCUAUAAAACGCAAAAGAGGUCCACACGAACUCCCUAUUCCAAUCAGUGAAGACAACUACUUCAGAUACUUAGCAGUAAGUGAUAUAAACAUUGGCGUUAUUAGACGUAAGUUAGUGUAUAAGUUGAAUAUCGCCAUACUAGAGUUGAAUAACUAUGAAGCUUAUAGAAUCAUACCUGCACCUCAAUUAGUGAAAGAAAACACAUUUCUUUAUACCAGUGCGCCACAUGACUAUAUUAUAACUAAUGAUGAAAAACUGCUAUACACGCCUAGUGACGAAGCAUACCUCAAGACUUGUAAGUCCUAUGGGACCAUCCGCUUUUGUAAAAGGGCAUAUUCGAAGUAUCGCAUUAGUGGAUAUGACAAUUGCUUAAGUAAAAUUAUUAGCGAACCCAAACAAUUAAAAAAGGACGAUUGUGACCCGAAGGUCAUUGGCGCUAAAGACACUAUUUGGAUUCAACUCAAAGAUAACCAACGUUGGUUAUAUGCCGCCCCCAAGCCAGAAACUUUGAGGAUAUUAUGUGAAACUCGAGUCACAGAAGCAACAAUCUCCGGAACGCAAUUAUUAUGGAUUAAACCGGGAUGUACCGGGACGUCUAACAAUGUAAUCCUGCAUUCCCAACUGGACAUAGAAUUUAGUAGUUCCAAAAGCUACAGUCCGUUGAUAAGUUAUAACUUUAGUGACGAAUACUGGAAAAUCAACAACAUUACAGAUAGUACGAUAUUUGAGAAAAUUCACUUUUUGGAAAGUCCCGAUUGA